This is a messenger RNA of Coturnix japonica (Japanese quail), 2130 nucleotides long. The record is from RefSeq and is a predicted model, not a curated record. Lineage: Eukaryota; Metazoa; Chordata; Aves; Galliformes; Phasianidae.
CGGGGCGCAGCACUAAACCCGGCUGAGAAAAGGGCUGCCCGACCCCCCGAAGGGGAACGAGCCCCGGCGCUGCGUGCGGGGCGGUGGGAGGGGGAGAUCUGUGACCGCGGCCCCCACCUGGGGAAACUGAGGGGGAGGAGCGGGGGCUCUGGGGCCCCUCCUCCCUCCGGCCUCCUCCCCGUCCAACGCGGAGCCGGAGGCGCAGCCCGAGAGACCCCCGGGAGCCGGGAACCCUCCGCCUUCCCCCCCUUCCUUCCCCCCCGCUCCGCUCCGGCCCCCAAAAGAAACUUUCCUCCCCUCCUCGGCGCAGCGCUUCGGCGGACGCGGGCGGUUGUUUGUUUGUUUGUUGGUUCUCGCGGCUUUUUCUUCUUUUUUAAGGAAUUGGGGGAAAAAAAAAAAAAAAAGUUUAACAGAAAGAAAGAAAGAAAAAGAGCAGCAACAGCGGCCGUCGGGCCGGCAGCGCUUUGCGCGGGGCGAUGCGCGGGGGGGACCGUGCGGGGCGGGCGCGGGGCUGAGCGCAGCGCGGAGCUGCGGGGCCCAGGUGAGACCUGAAGGGGGGGGACGGUGUCCGUCUGUCCGUCCGGCGCUGUCUGUCCGUGUGUCCGCACUGAGCCGUCUGUCCCACCGCAGCGCCCAUGUCCCGGCAGAGCCGCCCGGAGCCGCGUCGCGUCGAACCGCCGCCAGAGCUGGGUGAGACCUCGCAUCCUUCACCUGCAGCCCCCAAGAGUGAGAAGCCUUUGGACGAUGCUGAGUCCCGCACAGCGCUGCUCAAUGGCACUGCAGCAGCCAAGACUGAGCUCGUGGGCACCCCUGAAGCUGUGACAUGCCAGCCCCAGACGCGAGCAGCCACGCAGGCCCCCGGCCCCUGCACCCACCUGCUGCAGAACGGGCCUGGACAAGGACCAGAUCCAGGUGGGAACACAGGGAAUGGGAUCUUCCGCCCUCUGCCCAGCUCCCAGAAGCCUCACCGUAAGCUGCAGCCCCACCACUCCAUCAACAGCCAGAGCAGCAAGAAGAGCAAGGGCAGCUCCAAGUCGGCUUCAUCCCACAUCCCUAUUGAGGCACAGGAAGACUGCUGCGUCCACUGCAUCCUCUCCUGCCUCUUCUGUGAGUUCCUGACCCUCUGUAACAUCGUGCUGGACUGCGCCACCUGCGGCUCCUGCACCUCGGAGGAUUCCUGCAUCUGCUGCUGCUGCUGCAACUCGGGCGAGUGCGCGGACUGCGACCUGCCCUGCGACAUGGACUGCGGCAUCAUUGACGCCUGCUGCGAGUCGGCCGACUGCCUGGAGAUCUGCAUGGAGUGCUGCGGGCUCUGCUUCUCCUCCUGAGCGCCGGAUCUGGGGGGAGGGGACCGUUCCCAUCCCCUCCUGCUGGUCCCCCAGGAGGCAGCGUGGAAACCCAGGUGUGAAAUGCCAAAAGACGGAGCCCGGUGAGGAAGGAGGAUGCUCCCCCCUGCUGCAAACCUCAUCCUCGGAGCUGGUGAGCCAGCAGAUCCUGCCUGGGGAAGGGUGACUCUGCAGGGCUGGGGACAGCCAUAGCGCUCUACCUCUUCCCCACACCCGGGGCUGAUGGAGCAUCCUGCCACCUGAGCCGAGCGCAGGAGCUCCCACCCCACGCCGUCCCAGGACGCUGCUCCAGGUGCUGUGUCACGCUUUGCGGUGGCCCAGGGCAUCCUCACUUCUUGGCUCCUCCAAGGCUGGGUGCAGCAGAGCCUUCCACCCCACAGAGAUGCCCCCUGGCAGCCAGGCUGUGUGGGUGGGCGCAGCCCCCAGCCCCUCCUCGGUGCUGACAUUGGCAGCCAAGUGCAAUAACCAGCCUGCAGUGGGGUUCUCCCGCAGCCAAGUGCCUUUGUCCCCCCCUGCUCUCUUCCUGCAGGACUGGAGCAGCCGUACAAGCUGUGACCGACCCCAAGUGCUUCCCUCACUGGGCACCUUGGUGCAAAAUGACCCCCAGCAGCUGCUGGCCCCCGACCCAUCACCCUGGAGUCAGGGCUUGUGACUUGGGGAAGGUGGAGAACACCCAUCGGAGGGCUGGGGAGAAGGGGAAGGAGAAGAAGUGUCAUGGUAUUAUUAUUAUUAUUAUUAUGGUCCCUUUUGUUACUAUAAAUAAAGGUCUUUCUUCAUUUCUGAA